Molecule: messenger RNA, 315 nt
Organism: Pocillopora damicornis (cauliflower coral)
Lineage: Eukaryota; Metazoa; Cnidaria; Anthozoa; Scleractinia; Pocilloporidae
Source: RefSeq, a predicted model, not a curated record
AUGUCACAGUUGAAUGUGGAACAUUGGGACAGCAGAAGAGAUGGUCCAUUGAAUGAAAGAAAUAUGGGAAACAAGCUCAAGUCACAGGGGUAUUCAUUUACAAAAUAUGUUUUUGCUUCUGGUACUGACUUUCCUGAUCAUACUCACGCAAUGUCCAAAAAAGACUCCAUUGUCUCUGGACAAUUCAGGUUUGCCAUGUGUGGCCAAGAAGUAAUUUUACAGCCUGGAGACAUGAUUGUUGUACCAGCUGGUACUGUUCACAAUGCCUCUGUGGUUGGAGAUGAGUCAGUGAUUUUCUUUGAUGCCUCCAAAUAA